Messenger RNA from Dipodomys ordii (Ord's kangaroo rat), 3988 nucleotides. It is a transcript of the gene Grm1, whose product is annotated as glutamate receptor, metabotropic 1. Gene Ontology annotation, cellular component: postsynaptic density membrane. NCBI's taxonomy places the organism in Eukaryota, Metazoa, Chordata, Mammalia, Rodentia, Heteromyidae. Gene Ontology annotation, biological process: G protein-coupled glutamate receptor signaling pathway; regulation of synaptic transmission, glutamatergic. Gene Ontology annotation, molecular function: G protein-coupled receptor activity involved in regulation of postsynaptic membrane potential; adenylate cyclase inhibiting G protein-coupled glutamate receptor activity. The record is from RefSeq and is a predicted model, not a curated record.
CAUCCAGCUCCCUGCAGCCAACACUCGACUUCCAUGGUACACUUGGUCAAUCUACCUUGAUGCAUCCUUGAAGAACCAGGGCUUGAAUUCCUCUUAAAAGAAAAAAGCUGCCCCUCCCCACUCAAGGCUUGAGAACCGUGGUGGAGGACCAGGAGGAGGAGGUGGAGGAGGGAAAAGAGGAGGGAAGGAGAUCAAGCUUCAAGAGGCAGCAUCCUUGUGCAUCUUGGUGGUGUGAGACCAGCACAGGCUGCGAACUCGUCCUCACCACAAUGGUCCGGCUCCUCCUGUUUUUCUUCCCAGCUAUCCUGUUAGAGAUGACUCUUUUCCCCAGAAGCCCCGAGAAGAAAGUGUUGCUGGCCGGUGCCUCCUCUCAGCGCUCUGUGGCCAGGAUGGAUGGAGAUGUCAUCAUCGGAGCCCUCUUCUCUGUCCAUCACCAGCCUCCUGCAGACAAGGUGCCUGAAAGGAAGUGUGGAGAGAUCAGGGAGCAAUAUGGCAUUCAGCGGGUGGAGGCUAUGUUCCACACGUUGGAUAAGAUCAACGCGGACCCUGUCCUCCUGCCCAACAUCACCCUGGGGAGUGAGAUCCGGGACUCCUGCUGGCACUCUUCCGUGGCUCUGGAGCAGAGCAUUGAGUUCAUCAGAGAUUCUCUGAUUUCCAUUAGAGAUGAGAAGGAUGGGCUCAACCGCUGCCUGCCUGAUGGUCAGACCCUCCCCCCGGGCAGGACUAAGAAACCUAUUGCAGGAGUGAUCGGCCCAGGCUCCAGCUCCGUAGCCAUCCAAGUCCAGAACCUUCUCCAACUGUUCGACAUCCCCCAGAUCGCGUAUUCCGCCACUAGCAUCGACCUGAGUGACAAAACUUUGUACAAAUACUUCCUGAGGGUUGUCCCUUCUGACACUUUACAGGCCAGGGCGAUGCUUGACAUAGUCAAGCGUUACAAUUGGACCUAUGUCUCUGCAGUCCACACGGAAGGGAAUUACGGGGAGAGUGGAAUGGACGCCUUCAAAGAACUGGCGGCUCAGGAAGGACUGUGCAUCGCCCACUCGGACAAGAUCUACAGCAACGCCGGGGAGAAGAGCUUCGACCGCCUCCUGCGCAAGCUCCGCGAGCGGCUGCCCAAGGCCAGAGUGGUGGUGUGCUUCUGCGAGGGCAUGACCGUGCGCGGCCUCCUGAGCGCCAUGAGGCGCCUGGGCGUCGUGGGCGAGUUCUCCCUCAUCGGAAGUGAUGGAUGGGCAGACAGAGAUGAAGUCAUCGAAGGUUACGAGGUGGAAGCCAACGGAGGAAUCACCAUAAAGCUGCAGUCUCCAGAGGUCAGGUCCUUUGAUGAUUAUUUCCUGAAACUGAGGCUGGACACAAAUACAAGAAAUCCCUGGUUCCCUGAGUUCUGGCAACACCGUUUCCAGUGUCGUCUACCGGGACAUCUUCUGGAAAAUCCCAACUUCAAAAAAGUCUGCACAGGCAAUGAAAGCUUAGAAGAAAACUACGUCCAGGACAGUAAGAUGGGGUUUGUCAUCAAUGCCAUCUAUGCCAUGGCACAUGGUCUGCAGAACAUGCACCAUGCCCUCUGCCCUGGCCACGUGGGCCUCUGUGAUGCUAUGAAGCCUAUCGAUGGCCGUAAACUCCUGGACUUCCUCAUCAAGUCCUCAUUCAUCGGCGUGUCUGGAGAGGAGGUGUGGUUUGACGAGAAGGGGGAUGCUCCAGGAAGGUAUGACAUCAUGAAUCUUCAGUACACUGAAGCUAAUCGCUAUGACUAUGUACAUGUGGGAACCUGGCAUGAAGGAGUGUUGAACAUUGAUGAUUACAAAAUCCAGAUGAACAAAAGUGGAAUGGUGCGUUCUGUGUGCAGUGAGCCUUGCUUGAAAGGCCAGAUUAAGGUCAUACGGAAAGGAGAAGUGAGCUGCUGUUGGAUCUGCACAGCCUGCAAAGAGAAUGAGUUUGUGCAAGACGAGUUCACCUGCAGAGCCUGUGACCUGGGGUGGUGGCCCAGCGCAGAUCUGACAGGCUGUGAACCCAUUCCUGUCCGCUACCUCGAGUGGAGCAACAUCGAAUCCAUCAUCGCCAUCGCCUUCUCUUGUCUGGGCAUCCUCGUCACCCUGUUUGUGACUCUCAUCUUUGUGCUAUACCGAGAUACACCUGUGGUCAAAUCCUCCAGUCGCGAGCUCUGCUACAUCAUCUUAGCCGGCAUCUUCCUUGGUUAUGUGUGUCCGUUCACUCUCAUUGCCAAACCAACGACCACGUCCUGCUACCUCCAGCGCCUCCUGGUUGGCCUGUCCUCCGCCAUGUGCUACUCUGCUUUGGUGACCAAAACCAAUCGCAUUGCCCGCAUCCUGGCAGGCAGCAAGAAGAAAAUCUGCACCCGGAAGCCCAGGUUCAUGAGCGCCUGGGCCCAGGUGAUCAUUGCUUCCAUUCUCAUUAGCGUGCAGCUCACCCUGGUGGUCACCUUGAUCAUCAUGGAACCUCCUAUGCCCAUUCUGUCCUACCCAAGCAUCAAGGAAGUCUACCUGAUCUGCAAUACCAGCAACCUGGGCGUGGUGGCCCCCGUGGGCUACAAUGGGCUCCUCAUCAUGAGCUGUACCUACUAUGCCUUCAAGACCCGCAACGUGCCCGCCAACUUCAACGAGGCCAAGUACAUCGCCUUCACCAUGUACACCACCUGCAUCAUCUGGCUAGCUUUCGUGCCCAUUUACUUUGGGAGCAACUACAAGAUCAUCACCACCUGCUUCGCAGUGAGUCUCAGCGUCACGGUGGCGCUGGGGUGCAUGUUCACGCCCAAGAUGUACAUCAUCAUUGCCAAGCCCGAGAGGAAUGUCCGCAGUGCCUUCACCACCUCGGACGUGGUCCGCAUGCACGUCGGCGAUGGCAAGCUGCCCUGCCGCUCCAACACCUUCCUCAACAUUUUCCGAAGGAAGAAGCCAGGGGCAGGAAAUGCCAAUGCGAAUGGCAAGUCUGUGUCGUGGUGUGAGCCGGGAGGAAGGCAGGGGCCCAAGGGACAGCACAUGUGGCACCGCCUCUCCGUGCACGUGAAGACCAGCGAGACGGCCUGCAACCAGACGGCCGUCAUCAAGCCCCUCACCAAAAGUUACCAAGGCUCGGGCAAGAGCUUGACCUUCUCCGAUACCAGCACCAAGACCCUUUGCAACGUGGAGGAGGAGGGCGACGCGGGGCCCGGCGGCUUCGGCCCCAGCAGCCCUUCCAUGGUGGUGCACCGCCGCGCGCCCCCCGCCGCCGCCGCCACGCCGCCCCUGCCCCCCCACCUGACCGCCGAGGACACCCCCCUCUUCCUGGCCGACCCGGCCGUGCCCCAGGGCCUGCCCCCGCCCCUCCACGAGCAGCAGCAGCAGCAGCAGCAGAAAUCCCUGAUGGAGCACAUCCAGGGAGUGGUCACUAACUUGGGCCCCGGGAUCCCCGACUUCCAGGCGGCCGUGCUGGCGGGUCCUGGGGGCCCCGGGAACGGGCUGCGGUCGUUGUACCCCCCGCCACCCCCACAGCAGCUGCAAAUGCUGCCCCUGCAGCUGAGCUCCUUUGGGGACGAGCCUGCGUCGCCCUCCGCCGAGGACGAGGAGGACGACGAGGAGGAGGAGGAGGACAGCGAGAGGUUCAAGCUGCUCCAGGAGUACGUGUACGAGCGCGAAGGCAACACGGAGGAAGACGAGCUGGAAGAGGAAGAGGAGGACCCGCAGGCGGCCAGCAAGGGGACCCCCGAGGAUUCACCCGCCCUGACGCCGCCAUCACCUUUCCGAGACUCUGUGGCCUCGGGCAGCUCGGUGCCCAGCUCCCCCGUGUCCGAGUCGGUGCUCUGCACCCCUCCCAAUGUGAGCUACGCCUCGGUCAUCCUGAGAGACUACAAGCAAAGCUCGUCCACGCUGUGAGCAGAGGGCCUCUGCACGGAGAAGCCAGAAGAGGCGCAGAGCUCUGACCCCUCCGGAGAGAUGGGCUGAAGGCCAGGAGGAGAGGCCUGGAACGGAGGCCCAAGGGGAAGAGAAGGCUGCAG